AUGAAAGUUUUUAUAUUUUUUCUCCUUUGUUUUUCAAAGAAAAGUUUUGAACAAAACUUGACACAAUUAUUAACUACAACAUUUAAUUCAAAUAUAACAACAACAAAAACAACACUAAAAACAACAACACCUGCACAAACAACAACCAAAACUUCUUUUUCCUCUUCCAGCCAAACAAUACCUUUACAACUAAAAGUUGGUUUGUUGGCGGCAAAUGGAAGUUUAUAUCGUUCCCUUUAUGGCUUUGGACAAAGCACACCAGCAAUUAGUAUAGCUUUACAAAGAGCUAGGGAUGAACAUUUAAUUGAUAAUGUUAAUUUUACGUAUGUAAAUUUUAGAAAUUAA
Molecule: messenger RNA, 345 nt
Organism: Meloidogyne enterolobii
Lineage: Eukaryota; Metazoa; Nematoda; Chromadorea; Rhabditida; Meloidogynidae
Source: the annotation of a GenBank genome assembly